UUCGAAAUCUCGCUAGUUCGAAAUAUUUUUCGUUUCCCCUGCGAAUUCGAAAUAGCGGGAUUCAACUGUAUAUUAAAGAUCGAUUUGCACUCGUAAAUAAUCGUAUGUCUUAAUACAACUGUUGAAAGCAAAAAAAAGGUUUUGUCAUGUACACCUGCUGUGCAUUUAGCAGGAACAAAAAACCUUGCUAACAAAAGGAACUCAAUUAAAAUAAUUGAAGUCUUCGCAAUCGAUGAAUACUUACUGGCUAAAAAGAAAACCAUACUACUGUUUGUUGGACCUUUUCUUGUGCACCGCGCAUUGACGUUAUCUAUGCGUCUUUCCCGUGAUAUAACAGUAAUUAACGAAGGAGCCAAGCAGAGGCUUGUAGAGCUAAAUGAGAACAUGGAUGAUUGGGGAACACUGGGGUAGAUUAGGAUUGACGAAAUUGAAACUUCUGUGUUAAACUUUUUUCAACUUCAUCCAUGAUGAAGGUUUGCUUGCAUUUCGACUAAUUUUCUUGCGUAGAAAGAAGUUGGAUGUUUAGUGGUCGAAAGGUGUUCGGCAUCAUGCAACAACAUUGGACAGGACGGUGAAAGAAAAACUGUAUCUAUUGAACUGGUUCAAAGGAGUUUCCUAUAUAUCUAAUUUCAAACUUUGAUAGCUUCGACCUCUCAAGCUGUUCAAACCCCUCUGCAUUAGUGGUGGAUUUUUUUAAUCAUUUGAAAGCACGAGCUUAAAAUGAAUGAAGCCGAAAUAUUGUCUUCUUCUUGCGCACCUCAACAAAUCUCUCACCAGUGGAAAGGAACUUAAAUGAAAACCAGUGACGUUUAUCAGCUUUGUUUAUUAUUUUGAAAUGUUCACUGCCUCUCUAGUGAGCUUAACCUCUAUGUAUGAUUUCUAAUCAUAAAUUAUCGUGACCUAACAACAAAUGGGGUCCAUCUUGUGCACCUGCGCGAAGCUGCAACUAAUCAUUUUGACAGUAAUUCAAGUAAAACAAUUGGUGUUUGACAAUUUUAUUGGAAACCGAUUCCUCGCUAAAAGCUUUUUAAUGAAAAGAAAACUAAUUACAUUGCUGUAUGCGAGACACACAUUUGAAGUGAAUUGAUUCUGCCAGUCUCUUAAACGUUAUCUGACUAAUUGAGCUUGCUUCUCACGAUUUGCUAUUCCGGUCUCGUGUAGGAAAAGGUAGAUUGUAGGUGGAACUAUGUGUAAUGUGGGCUUCAGACUCUACUGAAUAGGGGCUCUUGCAUAUUCUAGAAUGUUCGUUAUAAUCGUCAGUGGAACAGUCGACGAUCAUAGACAAUUUUAGUAACACCAAUAAAUCGAUCAAUCUUGAUUCACUUUUACUAAGAAGAAAAGUAAAUUCUUCUGAAAGAAUUUCAAAACGAUAACCAUUUUUGUUUUUCAAAAAUCAAGCCGCCAUCAUGAAACCAUAUUAGAGCUGCACAAGGUCACAAGAAAGACACGAAGGCGUAAUAGAAAGUUAAACGUGCAGUAUUAACUUUACAAACUUGGACGUCAUAGAAUUAUGACCAUAUUUCACAGACCCUUUGUCUUUUGACAAGUUUCCUGAUGGUUCAUAACAUGAUAAGAAAACUGUAUUGUCAAAUGGAACACUACAUCAUGAUCAUGAAUAAUCUUAAUUUUUAAUUACUAGCAUUUACAUAAAAAUACCUCAUCCCAUUCAAGCUCCGUAACAGAAGGAAGUUCAUUUCAGGAAGAGCACUUUCCAGUUAACUGGUUUACUUUUAACUUACCCAAUGGCGUCGAAUACCUCAGAGGUCAACCACAGUUAUUCUACCGGUCAAGAUAUCGCCUUCGCAGUGAUGUAUUCGUUUAUCGUCAUCAUCGGUGUGCCCGCUAACGGUUUUAUUAUCACUAUCGUGCGAAAAACACCUUCAAUGCACACAACAACCAACUAUCUCCUUAUGAACUUGGCUGUGGCGGAUCUAGUAACUUUAAUGCUGUGCCCGGGAAUAUACGACUUUGCUCUGAACAAAGAGCGGCUCGAAAAGACUUUGGGAGAUUUCAUCUGCAAGUUUUUCGCGGGCAAAGCAGUUGUUCCAAUCACAAUAAACGCGGCUGAGGUAACAGUUUGCGCCAUUGCCGUGGAAAGGUACCUCGCGCUUGUCAAGCCGUAUUACGCCAGAUUAAGAUUAACCAAGAAACGGGUUCCUCCUGUUGUUGCAUUAAUAUGGACAAUUGCUGUGUUAUGCUGUAUUCCUGACUUAACAACGAAUACGAUAGAGCCAAGCAAUCAUUCAACUUAUCCUUGUAAACGUCCAUGGAGCCUAGACGAAUAUUUCCAUCACAAAGGUUUUAUCAUUUUCAGCGGCGUUUUCUUUGGGCUCAUUCCCAGUAUCGUC
Orbicella faveolata is the source of this 2348-nucleotide messenger RNA. RefSeq names its product tachykinin-like peptides receptor 86C. Gene Ontology annotation, biological process: G protein-coupled receptor signaling pathway. Gene Ontology annotation, cellular component: membrane. Gene Ontology annotation, molecular function: G protein-coupled receptor activity. NCBI's taxonomy places the organism in Eukaryota, Metazoa, Cnidaria, Anthozoa, Scleractinia, Merulinidae. The record is from RefSeq and is a predicted model, not a curated record.